AUGGUAGCUGAAAGGUGGUUGAGGAAAAUAAAGAAAAAUUUCAACAUAAUAGGAACACCUGAGGAAUACCAAGUUACUUUCGCUGUGUCCAAGUUAGAGGGUGGUGCAGUAGAUUGGAGGGCUCUUAUUGGAGUAUUUGAUGGUUUAAGACAAGGGGAUAUGACUGUGAAUGAAUUUUACAUGAAGUUUGUAGAGCUAUCCUCUUAUGCAUAUCCUGGUGUUGUUGAUCAACCCUUGGUGAUUGAACAGUUCAUGCGUCGUUUGAGGCCUGCGAUACGUGGUCCAAUAGCCCCUUUGACCUUUAACAACCUGAAUGAGUGUGUGACAGCAGCCUUGCGAACUAAGGCUCAUGUAGAAGGGAAUGAGAAGAAGAACACAAGCAGAGGAAGAGGAAAUGACCGAAAGAUGACCAAGAAGAAUCAAGGACAGUGGUCCCAAGGACAACAAUUUAGUGGGGGUAGCACUAGUAGUGGUUCAUCUGGAAAGACUCGUAGUGGACCAUAUGGGUGUUUCAGUUGUGGUCAACAAGGUCACAAGACGAAAGAUUGCCCGCAACGACAACAAAGAUUUCAAGCAUCUCAUGGAGGACCCAUAGGGAGCUAUGUAGAGUCUACUCCUUUUCAUGGACAGCCCAGGACAAACCAGUCUCAGUCUUCAUCCUAUGGUUUCACACCCCAAUUGGGCCAGAAGUCUCAGUAUCAACAUCAGUUCAGGCCACAAGGUUCAGGGUUCAACAUGGGGUACUCACAAGGUUUCCAAACUCCUGCUCCUAGUGGGAGUCAAAGAGGGUACAAUCAAGGUGGAGGGUCUGGUGCAAGUACAAGCUAUCCUAGUCAGGGAAGGGGCAAGGCAAAAGCAAAGUCAUCCGCUCAAGCCUACGCUCUUGGGGUUGAUGAUGUACACGGCGGUGCUGACCAGGGAGUUGUUGAUGGUAUAGUUCUUAUCUCACACUCUUGGGCUCAUGUGUUAUUUGAUACGGGUGCAUCGCAUUCCUUUAUAUCUUUGAUGUUUGCUAGUAUGUUGGGUUUGAGUUGGGAAACUUUUAGUCCUGCAUUGCAUUUGAGUGUACCUAUGGGGGGACAUGGUGAGGUAUCCACCAUAUGUAGGUCAGUUUGUAUUGUGUUCGAGGGACACAAGUUGUCUGGAAACUUACUAGUGUUGCCUAUGGGGAAAUUUGAUGUAAUUCUUGGUAUGGAUUGGUUGUCUAAAUACCAAGCUAUUGUGGAUUGUUCACGUAAAAGAGUGACUCUUUUAAUCCCUAGUGGUGAUUUCAUUGUUUAUCGAGCCAACACGAGUGCAGUGAGACAAAAUCCUAUCUUAAGGGCAUGUUUAGGUGGAAAGAGAAACUUAGAGUGUUAUGGGAAUCUGUUUGCGAUCGAUGAUGAGUCUAGGAAUUUAGACCAGUUCCCUUGGAUAUCAGUGGUUAGUGGUUUUCCGGAUAUGUUUCCAGAGGAUUUACCAGGGUUACCACCUGAUAGGGAGAUCGAGUUUUGCAUUGAUUUGAUUCCCGGAGCUCAACCAGUUUUUAUUGCACCUUAUCGCAUGGCACCUGCAGAGUUGGUUGAAUUGAAAAAACAAUUAGGGGAGUUAAUGGAUAAGCGCUACAUCAGACAUAGUACUUCUCCAUGGGGAGCUCCAGUCUUGUUUGCCAAGAAAGCUGAUGGGACUUUGCGACUUUGUGUCGACUAUAGAAAGCUGAAUCAGAUGACAAUUAAAAACAAAUAUCCUCUACCGAGGAUUGAUGAAUUAUUUGAUCAACUUGGUGGUUCAAAGUUCUUUUCAAAGAUUGAUUUGAGGUCAGGCUACCAUCAAUUGAGGAUUAGGGAAGAAGAUAUCCCUAAGACUGCUUUCAGGACACAUUAUGGACACUUUGAGUUUUUGGUAAUGCCAUUUGGGUUAACGAAUGCACCUGCUGCAUUUAUGGAUCUUAUGAAUAGAGUCUUUAGACCUUUCUUGGAUAAGUUUGUGGUGGUAUUUAUUGAUGUUAUCUUGGUGUAUUCUAAGACACGUGAGGAUCAUGCUGAACACUUGACAACAGUAUUACAGACAUUGAGAGAUCAUCAAUUAUACGCUAAGAAAGAGAAGUGUGAAUUUUGGAUGACUGAAGUCAAGUUCUUGGGCCAUGUAAUUUCUCAAGAUGGUAUCACCGUUGAUCCUGCAAAGAUAAACUCUAUUCUACAGUGGGAAAGACCAAAGAAUGUCACUGAAGUUUGAA
Molecule: messenger RNA, 2215 nt
Organism: Cannabis sativa
Lineage: Eukaryota; Viridiplantae; Streptophyta; Magnoliopsida; Rosales; Cannabaceae
Exons: 2
Coding region: 1-2214 (737 amino acids)
Biological process (GO): proteolysis
Molecular function (GO): zinc ion binding; nucleic acid binding; aspartic-type endopeptidase activity
Source: RefSeq, a predicted model, not a curated record